UGCCUUGGUACUUGCGUUACACUUGUUAUGUCCGCAUCGCAGCUCAUACACAUCGGUAGCUGGUGGGCAACGUGGAGCGCAUUGCCAUGUUUCGACUUAAUCAUCACGUGCGCAUUCUGCGUCGAGACCGUAUUUAUCGGUCUGGUGUUCAUUACUCGGCGGUCGCGCAGGCAAGGUGCGCCAGCAAUUGCCUGCACUGUACAUGGAAUCGUCGCGAUCGCCCUUGUAGGUGACCUACUUGACUGCACCACCGCGGAACGCAUGGAACAGCUCAAGACGUCUCAGAGUGUGCUUCCAAUUCCCCCUGUAAACAACAGAGUGAUGCUUCUCACCUGCGGCAUGUGUCUAGCUUUGGGAAGCUUUUUGACAGCUGGCUUUGCCGAUAGGCCUAUGGUCAGGCACAAGCAUGAGCCAAAAAAGCGAGACGACUUCGAUGAUUGUUGUCCGUUUUCAAGGAUGUUCGUCACAAUUGUCUACAAACAUAUCAGGAGCACGAUGAUCAAAUCAAAGUUCAUGGUGGAGAACAUGCCAAGAUUGACGUGGCGUCUCCGGUGCUACCCGAACAAUGAGUGUGAGUCACAAGAUUUUGUGAAGAAGAAUCAACGGGUGAACAGCCCCUAUCGUUUCCUCUGGCUGGUUCUUCGUCACAGCUGGCAAGAGCAAGUGUGGUCGUGUGCCGUUGCGGUGAUGUACUACUCGUCUAUCUUGCUACGGAUUCCGCUUUUUCAUGGCCUGCUGGCUGGUGGUAGCACCGACAUGUCCUUCAACAAGGCCGUGCUGUUGCUGGUAGUUUCAUGUGCCACGGAGGGCCUCGUCUGCAGCCUCUGCGUCAGCCUGUCCAUCCGUUGUCAGAUCAGAGCUCAGCUAUUGCUGCAGACGGCUGUAUUCAAGAAGGUGACCUGCCUUUCUGCAGCUGCCGUGGCCGCCAACCCAUCCGGCUAUGUGUCGUCUCUACUGGUCGCUGACCUCUGGCUGUUGGGUCUCUUCACAAGUUUCCUGGCGAACGCCUUCGUAGGCCUUCUAUGCAUUCCGCUAGUUUUGGCAGCUCUGGCGUACGAGUUUGGCUACGAACCAGCUUGCGCCUGUCUCGUUUGGAUACUGCUAGUUGCCGCGGCAUGCGCGGUCAUGGAGCCACUCCUUUACAAGAGUUGUAAGGUACUUUACAGAUUUCGAGACGAACGCCUCAAGAAGUUCACCGACUUUCUGCUCUCUAUACGGCCGAUCAAAAUGUCUGCACUAGAAGAUGUAUUUCAGAAGAGCCUUCUUCAUCUCCGAAAGAAGGAAAUUGACCAGGCGUACCGUGUCAACGUACUAGAGAUGCUCCUGGAAACACUAUUUAGUGCAUCGAGCCCGAUGAUGAUAAUAAUCGCAUUUGGGACUGCGUCAUUCAUAAAUCCAAAUGCCAUUUUCAGCCCCGCUGCCAUGUUUUCAUGCGUUUAUAUGCUCACAAUUAUGGACACUUUAUCAACAGGUGCUCCACACGUUCUCAGGCUGAAGAGUUCGGUGUACCGCAGCUGCAAGAGGGUGAUGUCUUUUUUCAAAGAGGAAGAGUACAGUAAGGAAGAAGCCGAAAGUAGACAUGCUCCUAACAUUCCAGUGGGUGAGGUCGCAUUGAAAGACUGCUCUUUCGCUUGGUGCAAGAGGAAUGACAUUGUGGACAGUCCUGCCUUGGACGGUGUGAACUUGCUGGUUGAGAGUGGCUCGCUUGUUGGCGUCGUGGGCACAGUGGGCAGCGGCAAGUCAUCUCUCCUGUCGGCCAUCGUCGGUGAGAUGAGGCAUCUCAGCGGCUCUGUCUCCCUCAACGGCUCAAUUGCUAUUGUAUCUCAAGCGCCUCAAAUACUAAACAUGAGCCUACGAGACAACAUAACAUUCGGUAGGAAGUUUGAUCAGCUGUACUAUGGCAAAGUUGUAGAAGCUUGUCAACUGUCGCGUGACAUUAACAGGAUGGCGGCGGGUGACUUCACUGAAGCUGGCGACAAGGGCGAAAUGUUGAGCGGUGGCCAGAAGCAGCGGGUGGCACUAGCGCGUGCUGUCUACUCGCGCAGCGACAUUUAUCUGUUGGACGAUCCGACCAGCUCUCAGGAUGCUCGCGUGACGAAAGAAAUCAUGCGGCGAGUACUGGGACACGAUGGAAUCCUGGGUAACAAGACACGAGUCCUGGCGACGAAUAACUCAAGAAUGCAUUUGUCUCCAAAUCAAUGGGUGUUGAUGCACGGAAAGAGAGGAUUCACGUUUCGUGAUUUGAAAGACCUUAAAAACCACCCUGAUGCGCCAGUGGAAUUGUUUGAAAAACCGACGUCGAAGCGCCUGCCGGAAAGUGCAAGCAGCAUGAAGAAGGGCAUGCACCUGCAACAGACUGAACACCUCGCAGCCAAGGAAGAACAAAUGUGA
Messenger RNA from Rhipicephalus microplus (southern cattle tick), 2391 nucleotides. RefSeq names its product ATP-binding cassette sub-family C member 4. Gene Ontology annotation, molecular function: ATP hydrolysis activity; ABC-type transporter activity; ATP binding. The record is from RefSeq and is a predicted model, not a curated record. Gene Ontology annotation, biological process: transmembrane transport. Gene Ontology annotation, cellular component: membrane. Lineage: Eukaryota; Metazoa; Arthropoda; Arachnida; Ixodida; Ixodidae.